AUGACGACAUCGUACAAAAGUAAAGCUCCAACCGAAAGCACGGAAAACUUAAUCGUUCGUAAGCAGUCUCCAGCUUCUUCUCCCGCGAAUCCUGAUGCCACCCAAACCUGCGUCGUCUACGAACAAGUAGGCAACAUCUUCAGCGUCAAACAACUCACCGCCCUCGAGCGAGCUCGUAAGCCCACCUCCACACCCCCAUCUCCCAAAUCUGCUCAUCUUUAUCACUAG
Glarea lozoyensis ATCC 20868 is the source of this 228-nucleotide messenger RNA. RefSeq lists its product as uncharacterized. The record is from RefSeq and is a predicted model, not a curated record. The transcript has a single exon. Lineage: Eukaryota; Fungi; Ascomycota; Leotiomycetes; Helotiales; Helotiaceae. The coding region runs from base 1 to 228 and encodes 75 amino acids.